AUGCAUCUGGCCAGCGUGUUUGCCGGUAUUGGCUUUGGGAAUGCCGGCGUGCACCUGUGUCACGGCAUGUCUUACCCCAUCGCUGGGAACGUGAAGACUCAUCGUGCUCAAGGAUACAGCGUGGACCACCCCCUAGUGCCUCACGGCCUAUCCGUCGUCCUCACGUCUCCUGCAGUGUUCACGUUCACCUCCACAGUGUGCCCAGAGCGCCACCUGCAGGCAGCUCAGAUACUGGGUGCAGACGUCAGCUCAGUGAAGCUUGCGGACUCUGGUCUGGUUCUCGCGGAUACCCUAAGGUCCCUGCUGUGGGACCUACAGGUGGAGGACGGGCUCCAGGCACUCGGGUACCAAUCUGAAGACGUGCCCGCCCUGGUUCAGGGGACCAUCCCACAGGAGCGUGUGACAAAGCUCUCUCCCAGAAGCCACACCCACGACGAUCUGGAGGAGCUGUUCCAACAAUCCUUGAAGCUGUACUGA
Messenger RNA from Knipowitschia caucasica, 477 nucleotides. The record is from the annotation of a GenBank genome assembly. Lineage: Eukaryota; Metazoa; Chordata; Actinopteri; Gobiiformes; Gobiidae.